GGGGCGCGGUGCCCUGCUCUCGCAGGUCCGGGCUCACGACUCGCUCCGCUGCAGAAGUGCCUGCGUCUGGACCCAACCGCGCCCGUGUGGGCCGCCAAGCAGCGUGUGCUCUGCGCCCUCAACCACAGCCUUCAGGACGCGCUCAACUACGGGCUAUUCCAGCCGCCCUCUCGGGGUCGCGCCGGCAAGUUCCUGGAUGAAGAGCGGCUCUUACAGGACUACCCGCCUAACCUGGACACGCCCCUGCCCUAUCUGGAGUUUCGAUACAAGCGGAGAGUCUAUGCCCAGAACCUCAUAGAUGACAAGCAGUUUGCAAAGCUACACACAAAGGCAAACCUGAAGAAGUUCAUGGACUAUGUCCAGCUACACAGCACAGACAAGGUGGCCCGCCUGCUGGACAAGGGGCUGGACCCCAAUUUCCAUGACCCUGACUCAGGAGAGUGCCCUCUGAGCCUUGCCGCACAGUUGGACAAUGCCACUGACCUCCUGAAAGUUCUUCGCAAUGGCGGUGCUCAUCUGGACUUCCGAACCCGAGAUGGGCUAACAGCUGUCCACUGUGCCACCCGCCAGCGGAAUGCAGGGGCACUGACGACCCUGCUGGACCUGGGGGCUUCACCUGACUACAAGGACAGCCGCGGCCUGACGCCCCUGUACCAUAGUGCCCUAGGGGGCGGGGAUGCCCUCUGCUGCGAGCUGCUUCUCCAUGAUCAUGCACAGCUGGGGACCACUGAUGAGAAUGGCUGGCAAGAAAUCCAUCAGGCCUGCCGCUUUGGACAUGUGCAGCACUUGGAGCACUUGCUGUUCUAUGGGGCCAACAUGGGUGCCCAGAAUGCCUCGGGUAACACAGCCUUGCACAUCUGUGCCCUCUACAACCAGGAGAGCUGUGCUCGUGUCCUGCUUUUCCGUGGUGCCAACAAGGACGUCCGAAAUUACAACAGCCAGACAGCCUUCCAGGUGGCAAUCAUUGCAGGGAACUUUGAGCUUGCUGAGGUAAUCAAGACCCACAAAGACUCGGAUGUCGUACCAUUCAGGGAAACCCCCAGCUAUGCAAAACGACGACGUCUGGCUGGCCCGAGUGGCUUGGCAUCCCCUCGGCCCUUACAGCGCUCAGCUAGUGACAUCAACCUAAAAGGUGAUGCACAGCCCGCAGCUUCUCCUGGGCCCACUCUCCGAAGCCUCCCUCAUCAACUGCUUCUUCAGCGGCUUCAGGAAGAGAAAGACCGGGACAGGGAUGGUGAGCAGGAAAAGGACAUCAGUGGCCCCUCGGCAGGCAGGGGUAGCCACAACAAGAUCAGGUAGGAGGGCAUGAGAGGUCGGUCCUGGAGGGGUCUGUGUGGAUUGAGAACUAUGACAAACCAGAGCUGAAAAGGCAGGGAAAGGUAGUUCAUGGUACCUGUUCGGUGAUGGGCUGGGGCUCCAAGGUGAUGGCUGGGGCCGGCCGAGGAGCAUCUCCAGAAGAAACUGGGGCUUGCUCUGAGGACAGCGGGCAGCCGAGGGAGUUGUGGGUGGAGAGGCUAUAGUCCAACUUGUGGUUAGAAAGCUCAUUUGCAGCAUGAAAACUGGUAGUAAGUUGGUUGGGAAUUCCUUUCUGUGUAGACUCAAAGCCUACAGGUGAGAGUUAACUCCUCCUUCCCACCAGCCCUGGCCGAGCCCUACAUACCCACAGUACUUUUAACCUUCCUCCUGAGUCCUGGGACCCUGAGAAACCAGAGUAUUUGCAGUACUGACUUCCCCAUAACUUAAGAGUAGGAAGUGGAGAUUGGAGCUCUUAGCCUUUGCAGGCUUAAGAGCGGCCAGUUUGCUGGCUCCUCACCGGUUCAGUACAAGGUGUUUCCUUUGAGAUGCUCUCUGGGGUGCCUGUGAGGGUUCGUCUUCUUGGACCCUUGUGUACUGUCUGUGUUAACCACUGGUUGUAGUCUUACAUUCACCUUGUGUUCAUGGGCUGUCUUUCUUGCCUCCUGCUGUUUCUCCAGAGCCAGGUAUAGAGAAGGUGUUUGGAAGCCUGUUGGAGGAAAGUGUUACAUAAGCAGCGUGUUGUUUUUCACAGUGUCGGCCAGCUCUUAUAGCCCUAUGGAUUGAUGCACUCCUGGGCUGAGCAGCAAAUGCUUGCCACUCAGUUAACCUCUAUCACUUAGGCUGUGGCUGCUAAUGUCACUGUGCAGGCUGGGGUCCUGAUGCCAAGACUGGGUUAGAGACUUGUUUAAAGUCACAAGAGAGUAGCAAUCAGCUGACCUGGGUACAGGUGUUUGUUAGAAGGUAUUUGAUGCAGCUUACAUGAAGCUUUCCCUUUUGCCUUGCUUCCCCGAGCAUGCAGCCUGAUUUCCAUGUUGUAGACAUAUUGGACCCCUCCAAGGUUGUCUGUUUGGUUCUCAACCACAGUUCUUCCAUGAAGCUUUUGCAUUGCCCCUUGGGUUUUCUAAGAAUGGAAUGGGGUUGGUGGCUGAAAGAGUGCAUUCUAGGAGGUUGCAGUUUGCCAGGAGGGCUGCUUUCGAGUGGAACGGUGUGGCUGCCACUGGUUCCUUUCAUCUGUGCUUGUUUACACUUGCAGCAGGCAUAGAAUUAAACACCUCUAUUCUAGGGUCUCCAGCUCACCUGCUCUUUGGGAGGGCAGUAUUCUUUCCUCUCCAUAUUCAUUAGGUGAUUGGAAUGCCAGAUAUAUAUGCAUACGUAUGUGUGUGUGUUUGCGAGAGCUAGUGCUUGAACGAGAGUAUGUACAUACAUAUGUGUGCACAGCUUGCCUAAGACACCCCCCGCCCCCAAUCUCACAGCAGUGGACCUGACUGGUUCUGAGGAAGUAGACAACUGGGCUUGGGACUGAGAAACACUUAGAUGAGUUGUGAUACAGAUAUAGGGGGCUUACCUGGUGUGACAGUGGUCUGCCAGCCAGGAUGUGGCUGUGCAAGUUGGGUGCACUGAGAAGGAAGAGACCCUCCGGAACAGGUUGCCUGUUGUUAAAGCAAAAACAAGACUGAUGGCAUUUAUGGACCCUGGUGGGACUGCAGUGGCUCCUUGUUGCUCCCUGUUGGCUGAGCCUGGCAUGGAGCCCAGAAAUACGGUCUGUAGGUUCUGACCCGGCACCCCAGUGAAGCCUACAAGGGCAAAUUUGAAGCGGAGUCAGUAACUUAAUCUCUGGCCAAAAGGGCAGGGUCACAGUUGUUUAGGUGGUGUUAACAGUGUAGCAUAUUUCUAAGUCCCAGAGUGCUGGUCAUUGGCAGAACAGGCGAAUUUGGCCUGUCUGGGUACUAGGGAGCCCAAGCAGGCUUUUGGGCAGAAAGGACGAUCAAGAUCUCAGACUCUACCCAAGCCCGGAGAAGUGGUAUGGGGAAGGUGUCACAGAUGAGGACAGGCGCAGAGGCAGGAGAAUUGGGGCGCCCAGUGCAUGCUGGUGGUCAGGGUGCGCCCCGCCUGCCCUUCCCUUG
Molecule: messenger RNA, 3419 nt
Organism: Cricetulus griseus (Chinese hamster)
Lineage: Eukaryota; Metazoa; Chordata; Mammalia; Rodentia; Cricetidae
Source: RefSeq, a predicted model, not a curated record